Molecule: messenger RNA, 1374 nt
Organism: Diospyros lotus (date-plum)
Lineage: Eukaryota; Viridiplantae; Streptophyta; Magnoliopsida; Ericales; Ebenaceae
Product: calcineurin B-like protein 7
Exons: 9
Coding region: 424-1083 (219 amino acids)
Biological process (GO): calcium-mediated signaling
Molecular function (GO): kinase binding; calcium ion binding
Source: RefSeq, a predicted model, not a curated record
UCAUUUGAUUGGUUAGUGAACUUCCCAUAGGUCUUCGAUCUUCAUAUUAUUUUUUCAUUUAGCACUCUCUCUCUAGGCUGCAUUAUCAUUAUUACUUUUCCUUUCGGACAUGGAAUGUCCACUCCGCCCACCAAAAUAGGGUCGAUACCAGGUUUGCUCCCAAGCAGAUCAUUUCAAGAAGUCUUCUCCUUCAUUGAUUCAUCACAAGAAACAAAGUUCAUUUUUUUGCAAUCCACAUGCCAGAAACGGGCUAGAAAGAGAAGACAAAUCAAUAACGGCGACAAGGGUUCAGAAUCAGAUCAACAACCCAUAAAUCAAUUCAUCUUCCUGCUGCGUCUUUUGUGUCUCCAACCCGUUUGGAACCUAGACUUAAACAGCAUUGUUGGCUUCCACUUUCCAGCUUCAUAAACUUUACAUUGAAAGAUGAGUUCCUUCCUUGGUUGUUUCUGCUCAAGGAAAGUUGGUGGUCAUCCUGGUCUUGAACAGCUUGCUAUUCUUGCUUCAGAAACUGCUUUCACUAUAAAUGAAGUAGAGGCUUUGCAUGAUCUUUACAAGAUGCUAAGCAAUUCCAUAGUUGAAGAUGGUCAUAUUCACAAGGAAGAAUUCCAACUUGCACUUUUCAACGGCAGGAGCGCGCAGAAUCUCUUUGUAGAUAGAUUAUUUGACUUGUUCAACCUUAAGAAGAAUGGGGUUAUUGAUUUUGAAGAAUUUGUUAGAUCAUUAAGUAUCUUCCACCCAAAGGCUCCUAAAGCAGACAAAAUUGCAUUUAUAUUUACACUGUUUGAUCUAAGGUGCACUGGCUACAUCGAGCCUGAAGAGUUGAAGGAGUUGGUUUUGGCUCAUCUGAAUGAGUCAGAGUUGACACUUCCAGAUGAUGCAAUUGAUGCCAUUGUCAACAGGACAAUCAAGGAAGCAGAUCUUAAAGGAGAUGGGAAGAUUGAUCCAGAAGAGUGGAAGGAAUUGGUAGCAAAGCAUCCAUCCAUACUAAACAUCAUGACUAUUCCAGAUUUGAAGGAAGUAACUCUGGCAUUUCCAAGCUUUGUGCUAAACACUGAAGUCAGAGAUUCAAAGCUAAUUUCAUGAGGAUUUGCAGAUAUUACUAAUUCUGAACGUGGAAGCACUGACCAAAAACCUAAGAACUUCCACAUAAGAUACUUGUGUAUGUUUGCACUUACAGAGCUGCACAAAGGUGAGAUUUAACUUUACUAAGGUUGCAAAAAGGCCAUGCUGGGACAGUUUUCGGUUAACACAUUUUCUAGUAACUCUUAUUUUCUCUCCUAGUGAGAUUAAGACUUGUAAUGUUUUUGUUUAUUGUCAUAUGUUGAGAUGAAAAAGAAACAACAAGAAACAAAAAGAAAAGUCUACUGAUUGAUG